Notolabrus celidotus (New Zealand spotty) is the source of this 8896-nucleotide messenger RNA. It is a transcript of the gene baz2ba, whose product is annotated as bromodomain adjacent to zinc finger domain, 2Ba. The record is from RefSeq and is a predicted model, not a curated record. Gene Ontology annotation, molecular function: DNA binding; protein binding. Lineage: Eukaryota; Metazoa; Chordata; Actinopteri; Labriformes; Labridae. The transcript has 38 exons. Bases 326 to 7585 code for a protein of 2419 amino acids.
GUUUUCUUUGUGUGGCAGCAGUGAGCUGACGUCAGGUCGGUUCCUUGAAGUGGAGCUGAAUAAACCUUGAGAAGAGUCUCCUUCAAUCUGCUGUUAGUAACUAACACACACACUCACACACACCGAGACUCAAUUACUGCCCAAUUCCCUUCUUUAUCAUCGUCCCUCUUUCACAACCAAAAGCGACCACGGGGAAAGAGAGGCGAGAGAGCACCGAGCUGAAGAGUGAGACAAACUGAAACCAGGUUGGAAAUAAGUAAAGUGUCGAAAGUAGAGAAAGGUGUUACAGCAGUUAUGUCAAAGAGCUGAAGACAUCUCUAACAAUAUGGAGUCUGGAGAGCGGCUGGCCUCCCCUGCGCCCACCCUGUCUGCUGCUCGCACCUCCUCCCCUGCGGCCUCUUCCUCCUCCUCCUCCUCUUCCUCCUCUUCGUCCUCUUCAUCAUCCCCAGCUCCCCACUCUAAGAGCAGCCUGGCCCCGAGCCCCUCGGCACUGGGAUCCACCCUCAGCACCUCUGGCCGUCUGUUUGGAGCAGCAGGAGAGCAGCCCUUCAUUGGCUCCACAUUGUCAAGUGCCUUCCCUCUGGUCAACCACCCAGCCUUCGGAGCCCUCUACACUGCCGGAGCAGGCAGGCCCGAGUUUGGAGGCUUGGGUUCCCUGGGCAUGUCAGCUGCUCUGGCUGCCCACCCCCAGCUAGGAGCCCUCUCUGAGUGGUGGCGAGCUGCUGAAGCUCAUGGACGGGGAGCUGCUGCCUUCCUCCCCUCUUUCAUCGGCUUCCCUCCUUUCUUCACCCCUCAUAUUCAGCCCAACCACAGCGCCAGUCCUGUUCAGAUCAGGAUGCCCGGCAAGAAUAGCCACGCUCCUCCUAAAGGGCUGAACGGGGCAGUGAACGGCAGCGGGGUCUGUCCUCCCACCACACAAUCAGGGAGCUUCUCCUCCAGUCCGGCUCCCGUUCAGACGUCGACCAAGCCAACGAAAAACUCAGACCACUCUAACAGUCACCGUAGCAGCCCCCAGAACAUGCCAGCAGAGGCGGCGGAGAAGCCGGUCCAGAAGACGAAAGAGAAGAAACCACGGAAGAAGCCAGCGGAUACCUGUGGGGGCAGCAACAGCGAAUCAGGCACAUCCUCAGACAGCACAAGUGACGGGUCCCUCAGCAGUGAUCUGGAGGACCUGGCCGAGGAUGAUGAGGACGACGAUGAUGAUGACGAGGAUGACGAAGAGGAGGACAAACUGUCGGACUCUGAGAAGCGGACGAAGAAGAAAUCAAAGUCCUUGAUAACCAGCACUGGAUCUGCAAAGACAGACAGACCACUCUCCGGGGAGCUCCAGGACAAGAAGGUCCCUUCCAACCCGCCCACCCUCGUGCCCUUACCCUGCUCUGCCUCCCCUCCCGCCUUGUCCCAAACCUCACCGCUGGCCCUGCACAGCUCCAGGUCUCGGACAGACGCGCCACAGCAACACUUUAGCGUGAUCCAGUCCACCGGCCUCGCUGCCAACUCAAAGCCCCUGGCGCUCCUCACUCAGCCUCGCAGGGAGUCCUCGCCAUCUUCCUCCCCCAUAGCGCUCACCACAUCCCCAAAGGCUCUAUCCAGCACCUCCUCCCCCAAACCUCCCAAACUGCUGCCCUCCUCCUCCCCUCAGCACCUGCCCCUCUCCCUGUGCUCUUCCCCCAAACCCCUCUCCGUACCCUCUCCGCCUCGCUCCACUCUCCCGCCGUCUACCUCCCCAAAAUCUUUUGGUUUGACCUCAUCUGUGACCAGCUCCCGGAAGUCCUCGCAGAAGCACUCCGGAUCUUCCAAAUCCAACAGGAAGAAAAUGCUGGAGACGUCCCUCGCACAGAUCAAUGAGUUCAGACUCAAACAGACUCUCAUGUCCCAAGGGCAGACGUUCCCAGCUGAGCUAAAGAAGCAGCAGCAGGGGCCAAACAAGUCUCCUAAGAGGACGUCUCUGUCUUCAUCGCCAUUGCAUCCCGCUCCUCCUCCUCCCCAGAACAAUCACUCCAACCUCUUCCUCUCGAGUGCCCUGCUGGGGCUCCCUGAACCCCACCACCCCAAUGGAGUCAUCCAAAGCACCACUCAGGACGCACCUCUGGCCCUCAUCACCAAACCUCGCAAAGACUCGACCUCGAAAGGCAAGUCCACUCAGUGCAGCUCCGACGCCGGGUCGAUGCCUGUCAAUCUGAGCACAGGGGCGAGCAGAACCCAAACAGCUGCCCACGCCGGGGCUCCGUCACAGCCCUCCACUACCUCACACCAUGCAGCAGGCCAUGGAUCCAGAAAGAACAAGACCCCCAAGGGUAAAGGACAGACACCGGGGCUAGGACAGGGACAGGGACAGUUACAGGGGCAGGCAGACCCUCUAGCCGCCUGGAAGGGCUUCUCUCAGAACCACCUGGUUCAGUCGCUGGUGGAUUUGUUUCGCGGAGGAGAGGCCGGGAUCGGGAUUCCUGGUGUUAGCAUCCCUGGAGUUGGAAUUCCUGGCAUGGGGAUACCUGGGACCUGUAAUCCCACAGCAGGUCUCAUGGCUAACAAGGAAUCUGAAGACUCUGGAGAUGAUGACGAUGAUGAGGACGACGAUCUUGAGGAGGAGGAGGAGGAUGAAGAAGAGGACUCAGAUGAUAGCCUGUCAGAGUCCGACAGUAACUCCGACAGCGACAUCUCUGGGAAGAAAGUGAAGGAGUUGAAGCUGCUGCCGUCUGGAUCAUCUAAGAAAGAGAUGACUCCCCGCAGGCUAACCAAAGGCCCAGAACUACUGAACACCUCAACCAAUCACACCGCCACCAGCUGCUCCCCGCUCAACCUGCAGGUCAUCAAGUCUCCAACCAUCGUCACCAGCUCCAGUGCCUUGGCCUAUCACAGCUCUCCGGGCUCCUCCUACAGCCUGGCUUCUCCAUUAGGCUUAGGGAAGAGGAAGAGGGUGAUGGAUGAGAAGGAGUUGAUGACACCUCUGGAGUUGGGGUGGCGGAGAGAAACCAGAAUCAAAUCAUUAGCGGGGCGGCCUCACGGCGAGGUGGCCUACUACGCCCCCUGUGGCAAGAAACUGAGGCAGUACCCAGAUGUGAUGAAGUAUCUAUCCAGAAAUGGAAUAAGUGGCAUCACGCGCGAUAAUUUUAGCUUCAGUGCAAAGAUAAGGGUUGGUGACUUCUAUGAAGCCAGAGAAGGACCCCAGGGCUUACAGUGGAGCCUGUUGAAGGAAGAGGACGUCAUUCCUCGUAUUUUGGCCAUGGAGGGCCGGAGGGGCCGCCCCCCUAACUCAGACCGCCAGUCAGCGGGCGACGGUGCCAAAGGUAACCGGCGGAGGAAGGGGCGGCCCCCGAACGUGGGCGAUCCGCUGGUUCCUGAGGGCCCCAGUCCCAGUGAGGUCAAACUGCUGCGUAAACUGGAGGCUCAAGAGAUCGCUCGACAAGCCGCUCAGAUGAAACUGAUGAGAAAACUGGAAAAGCAGGCACUGGCGCGUGCAGCCAAAGAAGCUCGGAAACAGCAAGCGAUCAUGGCAGCGGAGGAGAGGAGGAAACAGAAAGAGCAGAUCAAGAUUCUGAAGCAGCAGGAAAAGAUCAAGCGCAUUCAGCAGAUUCGGAUGGAGAAGGAAGUCAGGGCGCAGCAAAUUUUAGAGGCCAAACGCAAAAAGAAGCAAGAGGCAGCCAAUGCCAAAAUACUGGAGGCUGAGAAACGCUUAAAGGAGAAAGAGAUGAGGAGACAGCAGGCGGAGAUACUCAAACAUCAGGAGUUGGAGAGGCAUAGACUAGAUAUGGAGAGAGAGAGGAGGAGACAACAUGUAAUGCUGAUGAAGGCUGUCGAGGCUCGCAAGAAGGCUGAGGAGCGUGAGCGCUUGCGGCAGGAGAAAAGAGAUGAGAAGCGUCUGAACAAAGAGCGUAAACUGGAGCAACGGAGGCUGGAGCUGGAGAUAGCGAGGGAGCUGAAGAAGCCAAAUGAAGACAUGUGUCUGUCUGAUCACCAGCCUCUCCCUGAGUUCUCCAGGAUUCCUGGACUCAUCCUCCCUGGACGGGCCGUGUCAGACUGUCUGAUGCUGAUGCAGUUCCUGCGAGGCUUCGGGAAGGUUUUGGGGCUUGACCUGAAUUCAGAUGUACCCACCCUGGGCAUGCUACAGGAGGGGCUGCUGAAUGUAGGAGACAGCAUGGGCCAGGUCCAGGACCUUCUGGUUAAACUGCUGUCUCUAGCAGUCUGUGAUCCUGGUUUGCCACCUGGACAAAAGACUAAAACCAUGCUUGGGGACCACCUGACCAACGUUGGCAUCAACAGGGAUAAUGUGUCUGAGGUGCUACAGAUGUACAUGGGAUCCCAUUGUGCCAACACAGAGCUGGCCCCUCUGGCCCUCAGUCUGAAGACCAAGGCUUUCCAGGCCCACACGCCCUCCCAGAAGGCCUCCAUCCUGGGCUUCCUGGCCAACGAACUGGCCUGUAGCAAAAGCGUCAUUAGUGAAAUCGACAAGAACCUUGAUCAGAUGGCAAACAUGAGGAAGGACAAGAUCAUCAUGGAGGGGAAGCUGAAGAAGCUGAGGACCAUUUACGCCAAACGCACCGGGAGGAGGGAGGCCAGCAUGGGAGUGGAGGAGAACCAGUCCGUCUGUACGCCGUCCUCCGCCACCAAGCGUAAGAGGAAGCUGGGCGCAGACAGCGACGAGGACGAUGAAGACGAUGAGGACAGUGAUGACCCUGCUGAGGAGGAUGAUGAGGAGGAGGAGGAAGAAGUAAAGAAGGUCAAAAAAGUGGAGACAUAUGAUGAGGAUGAAGUGGAUCAAGCCACCAGCCUGGAGGAGCUGGACAAGCAGAUAGAGAAGCUAGCCAAGCAACAUCAUCAAACAAGAAGAAAGCUGUUUGAGAUUUCACAUUCUCUGCGCUCCAUGAUGUACGGUCAGGACCGCUACCGCCGCCGGUACUGGGUGCUCCCACACUGCGGUGGGGUCUUCAUCGAAGCCAUGGAGAGUGGAGAAGCUCCAGAGGAACUGGAGGAGGAGCGACAGAGGAGAAGGAGAGCUGCAGAGGAGGUCAAGGUGAAAGACGAACCUCAGGAGCUCGAGCUGCAGAAGGACAAAUCCUGCAGCGUGGAGGGGCAGAGCGCUCGAACACAAGGCUCAGAGCAGAGUGAGGAGGAGAAGGAGCUCGAGAAGAAGAACUCCCCCACUCUCUUCUACCAGCAGCCGGGCGCCGUUUCCAAGCUGUGCUCGUUCAGGGACGUCAUUGAGGACGUUGGCAAAGAAACUGUGAAGGCAGAGGACAAGGAGAACCCCCAUGUGAGGCACAACGGCAGCCCCGUGGGCGCUCCUGUUACCAAGACCACAAUAACAUCCUCCUCCCCCACUCACGGUACCUUUGAGCCGGCACUAGCAGCUACCCCCUCCUCUGUGAUCACUCAUGACUCUACACAUGUCCCAGCCUCGACCUCCCUCUCUGUCCCGGGCCUGCCAGCUCACCGUGAAAGCCCGGGGAACACUCCUCCGACCUCGUCCCCGUCUCCACUCCUCUCGUCCCAAGCAAACGACCAGCUGCUCCGAGUGCUGACGGAGCGGAGCGGACACUGGUUCAGUCUGCUCCCUCGUAACCCGUGUGACCUCUCCUCCCUCACCACCACUCCUCCAGGAGCCGCCCGGGUGUCUCCCCAGGCGUCCUCCACCCCAGCAAGGCCCAGAUCCCCACCUCAGUCCCCCGCUCUGCCACUCACUCCUUCUGCGGCCUCGGCGUCUGCGAGUCCGCACCACCCAGCUGGCCUCCUGAACUACCCGCUAUCAGCUCUGCAUGUGAAGUCAGCCGCUUCAUUGCUGGGAGUUUCUUUUGCAAGCUGGCCCAGCGGCGUGUUGAGUCCCAGCCUGCCGAUGUGCGGGAGCCCGAGCGCCUUGCUGGGACACUCUCUGGAGGGCCACACAGCAGCCAGCGUCUCCAGUAAGAGUGAAUCACCUUUACCUCGUAUUGAGAAAACCUCAUCCAUGCCCUCUCCUGCCCUGGAGAUGCCCAAGUCCCUGGACCACCAGACAGCUAGGCCUAUUCCAGAGGAGCUGCUGACAGGGUGGUGGCGGGUGUCUGACAUCGACGAGCUGAGGGCUCUGGUGAACGCUCUCCACAGCCGAGGCAUCAGAGAGAAGGGCCUCCAGAGGCAGGUUCAGAAAUACAUGGAGAUCAUCCCCCAGGUCUGCACCAAACACAGAGACGUGGCCAUGAUCGAGCUGCACGAGCUGGAGGAGAGCCAGGUCAGCGUGGAGUCGGUGCGGGGCUGGUGCGUGGAGGAGCAGGCGAUGGAGAUGGACAUCGCCAUGCUGCAGCAGGUGGAGGAGCUGGAGAGGAAGGUCACUGCCGCCAGCCUGCAGGUCAAGCAGGGCUGGACAUUUCCAGACCCUCAGUCCGAGCGAGAAGACCUGGUUUACUUCGAGCACAAGCCCCUCACCAAAUCAACGCCGUCCUCAGCAAACGGGGGAGACAAGGACCCCAAGGACUCCAAGGAGCACUCAGAGGAGCGCGUGGAGAAGGUCGGGGUGAUGCGUCACCCGGACAACCCGCUGGACAUAGCAGUGACCCGUCUGACCGAUCUGGAGCGCAACAUCGAGAGAAGGUACCUGAGGAGUCCCUUAGGUACCACCAUUCAGAUCAGGCUGGAUAAUGUGGGUACGGUCACUGUCCCUGCCCCCGCCCCAUCCACUAGUGCUGACAGGGAAGGUGGUGAGGAGGAGGUGGCCCACGGGAUGAAGGUGUGGAGGAAGGCCCUGAGCGAGGUGCGCAGUGCUGCCCAGCUGGCCAUGUGUAUCCAGCAGCUGCAGAAAUCCAUCGCCUGGGAGCGCUCCAUCAUGAAAGUGUACUGCCAGAUAUGCAGGAAGGGGGACAACGAGGAUCUCCUCCUGCUGUGUGAUGGCUGUGACAAAGGCUGCCACACUUACUGUCACAAACCCAAGAUCACCACUAUCCCUGAGGGAGACUGGUACUGCCCGGCCUGCAUAUCCAAGGCGAGCGGUCCAUCCCCCAAAAGCAAAAAACCUCCAAACAAACUGGUAGCAUCCGGUGGAGGUGGAGGAGGAGGAGGUGGAGGGGGAGCAGGAGGAGGAGGAAAGAAAGGAGGAGAGGCGAAGAAGAACGGGAAGCAGGCAGGUAACGGAGAGGUGGCGGAGGACGACCCGGCCAGCGCCAGCAGCACGCCGAAGAAAGGAGCGAAGGACACGAGCAGGAAGAGGAAAACAGAGGAGAGCUCACCUGCUCAGCCAGCAGCCAAUCAGGAGAGCCCUGUGUGUGUGAAACGAGCCAAGACCGCCAGAGACAACAACAGGGACCUGGGAUUAUGCAGGGUACUCCUUGCUGAGCUGGAACGGCAUCAGGAUGCGUGGCCUUUCCUCACGCCCGUCAACCUGAAAUCGGUCCCCGGGUACAAGAAGGUCAUCAAGAAGCCGAUGGACUUCUCCACCAUACGUGAGAAGCUUGUGAGCAGCCAGUAUCAAAACCUGGAGACUUUCAUCAUUGAUGUCAACUUGGUGUUUGAUAACUGUGAAAAAUACAAUGAAGACAAUUCAGACAUUGGUCGAGCCGGUCAUAACAUGAGGAAGUUCUUUGAGAAGCGCUGGACUGAGCUUCUGAAACAAACAAACUAAACGCGUGUUCAGAUUCUCUCCGUAAAACCCGUUCCAUGUUUCCGGUCUGAGCAGAAAUGUCUGGUUUUUAUUUCCUGGUGGAGAAUUUGGCUUUGAGCGACGGAAGAAGAAGACAAAUCUUAAAAUAAGGAACCCACGAUGUGCUUCAGAGAGAAGUCACCUUGAUAAAAAAACAAACAAGUCGUUACAUGAGGUGCGCUGGAUUUUAUUACAACAGGGAUAAGAGCCCCAAAGAGUCCCAGAGAAAUGGGGUGUCGUAGUGCAAUACCAUUCCCUGUCUCAGAACACUGCACUGAAUUAAUCCUCAAACUAUCACUGAUGUGUCUGCGCUAGAAUACUUUCCACUACCUGUAAAUAGUCUUUUGUUAUUUAAUCGUAUUAUAGUGAAUGUAUUUAAUUUUGUAAUAAUUAUUUAUGAAUCAAGGUCCACUUCAUUUUCUAUGAAAAGGAAGAAUCAGCCGAACUGCUUUGAAUUAAAAAAGGAAUGUGUCUUUGUGUUAUAAUUUCUCUCCCAAAUAUCAAACAAAGCCAAGAAAAGAAACCUGUUUACACUGUUCAGUGCUUUGGGGCAUCAGAGGACUGUCUUCAUUUGUUCAAACUGUAAAACUGCAUUUAUUUACAGAGCAGCAGAGGAACAGUCAGACAAUUGUGAUUCAUGUGUAUAUACUGUUUAUUAAUGUCAAUAUUAUGUCUUGUUUGGAACGAUGUGUAAAAAUUGUUUAAGAAUAUUAAGAUAUUGUUUAUGCCUUAGAAUGAUUGUAGCAUUCUAUUUUAGUGAACGUGAUGGAAACAUUAUCAUAAAUAUUGUUUGUACAGUAUAUACAUAUCCUCUGCAAACACUGUGGUAUCCUUAAUCUUGGUAGUGCCUACCCUUCCAACAGGGGCAUGUAGGGGAUGUUAUUGUUUUAGUUCUCAUUCUUAUGACGAUAUUAUUUUUUUAUAUGAUUUCAAUCCAACAAGGCCUCCAAAGUUGGACAGUGACACAGAAAUCAUUCCUCACCGUAGACGAUGACGACGACGAAGAAGAAGGAGAAAAAAAGGAACAACAAGCAUUCGGUUAUGCUUCCAUGAUGCAUUUCCUCGUAAUCUGCCACAAUACAGAGGACCUAAGGCCAUUUGUAACCACUGUGUUGAACCUUGCUGUGUGUUGUGGCCUGAUGGAGGCAGCUAGAUUUUUUUGUACCCAAGUCAAGAGUACUUGAAGUUACUUUAUUUAAGAUAUUGUGGAAUAAAAGUAUCAUUCUUUUGUAGGAGCUUUAUUUUUCACUAGUGUGUGGCACGGACCUAUUAAAAGGAUGUUUUUCAACGUAA